AUGUUACCUCCUACGGCCGGUAUAGCGCAGGAACAACGUGACCGGCCCGAAAUGGCAUACCAACAAAGACGUGACGUGAGAGAAAUAACCCGAGACAUUAUCAGAGAAGCCCGUGUUUCUAACAGACAAUCAAUGUCGCCUGGAGCUCGUGACAGAUUCCCAUCGACAUCGUCGACAGACGACAAUGAAUCGGGGACCGAUGGCGAAGCAGACCGAUCCCGACGUUCAAUAUCGCACGCCGGUCAUUCUGGACCGCCACCGGGCGGGAUAAUAGUUCGCAAACGUCGCGGCAACUUGCCAAAGCAUUCAGUGAAGAUCCUCAAGCGAUGGCUGUACGAGCACCGAUACAACGCGUACCCGAGUGACGCGGAAAAACUUACUCUCAGUCAGGAGGCCAACUUGACAGUAUUGCAGGUAUGCAACUGGUUCAUCAACGCUCGCCGCCGCAUCCUCCCCGAGAUGAUCCGGCGUGAGGGCCACGACCCCCUGCACUACACCAUCUCGCGCCGCGGCCGCAAGCAGCUGGGCGGCGCGUCCGGCUCCGGCGCCGGCGUCGUCGUCACCGCCUGGGACGGCGAGGGAGAGCCGGAGGGUGAAGGAGGUCAAGACCAUGACUAUGGCGACGGGUUGCUCGUAUAUCGUAGUGAUGGGGAGUUAGAGGGAGAGGAGGGCUAUUCCUCCUCAGCUGUGAGUGAGGAAGAAGUAAAGUACGACCCCUCUGUGUGGCAGUCUGUUAUAAGAUAUGGGCCGGAGAGGGAGAUGCACCCCGCUGCUAGAGGCAGCUCGGCGGCGGUGGUGGCGGUGCGCACGGCGGAGGGCGAGGAGGGCGCGGGCGCGGAGGGCGGCGGCUGGCACCCGCAGCUGGCGCACCUGCCGCAGCUGCCGCACCCGCUGCGCAAGAAGCUCCAGACGACGAGCGGAGGCGAGGGCGAGCGCGACAAGUUCAAGUGCCUGUACCUGCUGGUGGAAACCGCGGUGGCGGUGCGCCAGCGCGAGCAGGAGCAGGAGGAGGUGCCUGUU
Molecule: messenger RNA, 1020 nt
Organism: Brenthis ino (lesser marbled fritillary)
Lineage: Eukaryota; Metazoa; Arthropoda; Insecta; Lepidoptera; Nymphalidae
Source: the annotation of a GenBank genome assembly